CGCAUUUUGGAGAGAGUGGGGAGGCGGAGGGGGAUAAUGUUCCGUUCUGCUGGCUACUUCAAAGACUUCCUUUGCCCCUUCUUCCACGCGGGCGGCUGCGGGAGGCCUCACUGCCAGUACAGGCACUCGGGGGCGGGGCUCUGGGAGGCCCCGCCCACUGCCCAAAGGCCGUUGAGGGCCCCCUCAGAGCGGGGGCUUGAUAAAAAUAUCGAAGAACUAGAAAGGAUCAACAAGGAAAUUCAGUCAGUGAAGACUGAAUUUGAAGAGCAAAAGAAACUCUUGUAUUAUAGCUUUGGGAAAGAUAAUAUUAAGAAUUCCUUGACUCCUGCAGGAAAUUACAUGCAAGGAAACAAAUCUUUUUCUGAUGAAGACGAUAUCUGUAAUGCUCAUAUAAAAGCUAAAGAUUGUGACAUUUCAGUCUCAAAUAAUCCUAGUAAGUCAAGUAAAUACACUCUUGAUCGUAGCUUCCCAGCUACCGAUCUUGAAUACGACCCCUUACUUAAUUAUUGCGCAGGCCUUAGGAGUUCCUUGAAGGCAGAGUAUAAAAACGACACUCACCGUUAUAAGCGUGUGAAAAUGUUUCCGUGUGGAAAUUUGGAAGGGACUACAAAAAAUCCUCCAUGUGAAAACAGAUGUAGAUCUUCAAAGAAGAGAUCAAGAAAUCCUUCCCCAAUAAAGCUUGAAAUAAAAAUGCAGGAGUCAGAGGAUGAUACGAUUAUAAUAGAUGCUCCGCCAAUGAAUAUAGCAAGGAAACCAAGAAUACAUAUGACCUGUAAAAAGCAGAAUAGGAAAGAAAGCAAGGAAGGUUCCAGAACUAGUGCAGAAACUGUGCAAAAUUCAAAGACACCGGGGACUUUAAGUAGCAUGGUGGAGAAAACACCAAAAGAUACUACUGUUGGAUUAGGUAAUAUUAAUUCAGCUAAUGGAAAUAAAAUUGAAAUGAAAUCAACAAAUGGAAGUUGCUCUUCGUCAGGUUUAAAAGUGAAUUUAUUGAAUCUUGGAAAUGCAGAUGAGCAUUGUUACUUUGCUACUGAAGAAAGUAAUGUAUCUUCUCAGACGAACAAAGAAAUAUCUUCCCGUGAAGACAUCUUUCUUGAAAACUCUCAUAAAGACUCUGGAAUUAAAAAUGUUCAUGGGGAUAUUGAAGGAACCGAGACCAAUGUGUUAGACUGUCCAGAAGAAAAAAAAUCUCAAGAUGAUACUGAACUUUUUGAAUCUGAUGAUACUAUGGAAGAAUGCCGGAGAAUUUUCAAUGAGUUUGUUGAAUGUGAAAUGCGAAAGGAAAAACGGACAAAGAAGGCCUUUGCCACUGCAAAGGAUCCAGGUUUGAAGACAAGUAUGCUUUCCAGACAGAAGAGAAGAAUUGCACACACUGCAAAAUUUGGUCAGAUUAAAGCCAGCAAAGAAAUAAUAGUGCCUUUGAAAACACCAUUGCCACAGCAGAUUUGUCCAUCCAAACCCCUGCAAGCACAGCAAGAGGCAAUCCAAAUAACAACUUCUGUUAAAAGUGGUCAAGCUUUUGUUGCUGCAACUUGUGGCUCAAAGAAGAGUACACCAGUAAUGCCAGCAACUCCGAUUCAAAGCAUGGGACCUAUGGUUUGUUUAAAUGUACUUGAAGUUCAGCCUAUUGCAACAAACAGUGGACAAGUGAAUAUACUACUUCCUGGAAAUGCAAUAACUGCAGUGCCAUGUAGUCUUUCCAGUCAUGGUGUGAAAAAAAGUGCUUGCAUGCCAGUUAAGAUGUCAAGCCAGAGAAGGUCUGUAGUUCCAGAGCUGGGAUCCAAAGUACCAAAUGACAUAAGACAACGAUAUGUGAAUUUGUUUGUUGAAGAAUUCUUGAAAACAUGUGAUACAGAAAAUGAAGCUUUUGACAAGGCAUUAACAGAAGAAAAAGCAAUAUAUGGCCGUUGUGGUAGUAAAAAUAUGUAUUUGAACAUAGCUGUGAACAGACUUAAAAAACUGAGAGAUCAUGGCAGUGUGUCAUCAGAUGGCCAAUGUUCUACUAAUAAAGGAACUAUUUCAGCCAGUUUUAAAAAACAAGAUGGAAAACAUGAUUUUUCAGGAAUUGCUCUAUAUAGAGUUCUGAAAGAUUAUGUUUUGACUGAGGAAGAAUUAAAAGAAAAUGGCUUCCCUGAACCCAAUCCUGAGAAACCUGGCAGUGCUCUGUUAAAAAGUGGCACUGUAAAACUAGCUAUAUCUGACACAUCCAGAAGACUUUGCUGUAGAUGUGGAAAAAUAUAUACUGUAACUUUAUCAGGAAAGCAUGUUAGGAAAGAAGAAUGUAACUACCAUUCUGGUAAAGUAUUAAGACAUAAAGUUCCAGGUGGUUUGGAAACACGCUACAGUUGUUGUGAAGGAGUUGUUGGUUCUCCUGGAUGUCAGGUUGCAAAGCUCCAUGUUCAUGAUGGCAGAAAUGAAAACACUGAUGGUUUUGUGAAGACUUUCAUCAAACCGCCACCUCUAGAUGGAAAUCAUGGUGUAUUUGCACUAGAUUGUGAAAUGUGUUACACAACACAUGGUCUAGAACUGUCCAGAGUCACAGUAGUUGAUCCUACUCUUUAUGUCGUAUACGACGCAUUUGUAAAACCUGAUCAUGAAAUCAUAGAUUUUAAUAAUAGACUUUAUGGAGCGAAAGCUGAAAAAAUGAAGACUGCUGUAACAUCCAUUCGGGAUGUGCAAGCAGUAUUACUGAACUUGUUCAGCACAGAUACUAUUUUAAUUGGACAUAAUUUACAGAGUGACUUAUUUGCUCUUAAGCUGUUUCAUAGUAAGAUUGUGGAUACAUCAGUAGUUUUUCCCCAUCGGCUAGGCUUGCCUCAUAAAAGAGCACUUAGGAAUCUUAUGGCGGAUUAUCUCCAGAGAAUUAUUCAAGAUGAUGUUGGUGGUCGUGAUUGUAGUGAAGAUGCAACUGCCUGUAUGGAACUUAUGCUUUGGAAAGUAAGAGAUGGCGCUAAAGGCCGAAGAUAGUGAGAUUUCUCAACAGUAGCCUUUCUUCCAUCGUUGGUUAAAGAGAACUGUUAGUAUAAAAAUAUUAAGACAAUUUUCUAUCCCUGCUAAUUAUAUUAAUGCAAAAAGAGUACUGUACUAAAUGUAAUAUUUGUUGUAGAGAGUGGUUUGGAUCAGCUCACCCUUCAUUGUACUGGAUCUUUUUCCAGUAUAAUUAGAAUUGAUUUGAGGGAACUUUUUCACUGUUCAAAAUGGUUAAUGUUUGAGCACUUCCUAACGUUGACAGUUUGGAAGGUUGCACUUAUUUUCAAUACAUAUCCUGUACAAAAGUUUGCUUAUCUUGGUUUUCAACUGUCACACUUUGCAGAAGUAAAAGCUUAUAAAACUGAGGUCCAGCUUUCUCAUGUAUAAAACAAAUGGCUGUUCUUUCAAUUGGUGACUAACUCUAGGAAGUUUAUUUCUAGAAAAUUAUACAAGCAUGCACAUACACAGGCUUGUGUAAAAAAGAGGGGAACCCACAACCUCAUGGCAAUCAUGUUUUAGUGUAUUUCUGCUUUGAUCUGUGGCCAUUAACAUCAUAAAACAAACUAGUUUUGUAAAUUAAAUUGGGGAUUAAAGGGAGCUGUUAAAAUGUGUAUUUUUCAAUGAUUAAAGAAGAAUAAAAGUCUGUUACUAUA
Messenger RNA from Sceloporus undulatus (fence lizard), 3623 nucleotides. Its product is annotated as RNA exonuclease 1 homolog. NCBI's taxonomy places the organism in Eukaryota, Metazoa, Chordata, Lepidosauria, Squamata, Phrynosomatidae. Bases 37 to 2967 code for a protein of 976 amino acids. Gene Ontology annotation, molecular function: metal ion binding; exonuclease activity; nucleic acid binding. Gene Ontology annotation, cellular component: nucleus. The transcript is spliced from 16 exons. The record is from RefSeq and is a predicted model, not a curated record.